This is a messenger RNA of Sebastes umbrosus (honeycomb rockfish), 5408 nucleotides long. RefSeq names its product terminal nucleotidyltransferase 5C (gene tent5c). The transcript has 2 exons. The coding region runs from base 307 to 1458 and encodes 383 amino acids. The record is from RefSeq and is a predicted model, not a curated record. NCBI's taxonomy places the organism in Eukaryota, Metazoa, Chordata, Actinopteri, Perciformes, Sebastidae. Gene Ontology annotation, biological process: mRNA stabilization. Gene Ontology annotation, molecular function: poly(A) RNA polymerase activity; RNA binding.
UUAAUAUCGUGUUUUUAAAUCGUGAAAAGUCACUUUACAUAGACAGAGGCGGGGGGACUGUUUUGUGUCUCGGAUGUGUCAGCGGGGUGGUGCUUUGGCUUUAUAUAAAGGCAGGCGUGUCUAGAGCAGCUCAGUUCACACAGAAACUUCUCAUCCUCCCAGCUGCUGCAACAUCACACGUGUUUCUGACUCCCAGCUGGUGGAUUAUGUGGAAGCUGUUUUCACGAAGUUAACAUCUUCUUUUUUCUAGACUUUGAAUGCUUUCAGAACACGCUUUUGGAAAAUUAAUCUGAACUUUGUGAGAAGAUGGAUAACAAGGAGGAAUCAAAGAGUUGUUCUGUCAGUGCCCUCACCUGGGAGCAGGUGAACCGGCUGAAUGAAGUCCUGACGGAGGUCGUGCCCGUUCACGGACGGGGGAACUUCCCGACCUUGGAGGUGCGGCUGAACGACAUCGUGUCCCGGGUGCGCUCCCGCCUGGAGCUGAGCGGCAUCCCAGUAAAGGACGUUCGUCUCAACGGCUCCACGGCCAGCCACGUGUUGGUGCAGGAUGUUGGCUGGAGCUACAAGGACCUGGACGUCAUCUUCAGGGUGGAUCUGCCACACGAGGCCGAGUUCAGGCUCAUUAAAGACGUGGUGCUGGGUACCUUGCUGGACUUUCUGCCUGAGGGUGUGAACAAAGAGAAAAUUACACCCAUGACUCUCAAAGAGGCGUACGUCCAGAAGCUGGUGAAGGUCAACACAGAGCAGGACCGCUGGAGCCUCAUCUCCCUCUCCAACAACAACGGCCGCAACGUGGAGCUGAAGUUCGUGGACUCAAUACGCCGGCAGUUUGAGUUCAGUGUGGACUCCUUUCAGAUUGUGCUGGACUCCAUGCUUUCCUACUACGAGCUGGCACAGACGCCCAUGUCGCAGGCCUUUCACCCCACGGUGAGCGGGGAGAGCGUGUACGGGGACUUCAACAUGGCGCUGGGCCACCUGCGGAACAAGCAGAUCGCCACCAAGCGGCCCGAGGAGAUCCGAGGCGGCGGCCUGCUGAAAUACUGCAACCUGCUGGUGCGGGACUUUCGGCCCGCCAGCGAGGAGGAGCUCAAGGCGCUGGAGCGGUACAUGUGUUCCCGCUUCUUCAUUGACUUCCCUGACAUCGGCGAGCAGCAGCGCAAGGUGGAGGCCUACCUCCAGAGCCACUUUAUCGGCGAGGAGAAGAGCAAGUACGACUACCUCAUGAUCCUGCGGCGAGUGGUCAACGAGAGCACGGUGUGCCUCAUGGGCCAUGAGCGGCGGCAGACCCUCCACCUCAUCUCACUGAUGGCCUUCCGGGUGCUGGCGGAGCAGAACGCUAUCCCCGAUGCGUCCUGCGUCACCUGCUACUACCAGCCAGCGCCGUACGUCCGAGACCACAACUUCAGCAAUUACUAUGUGGCGAACCAGAACAUUCCAACGUGGCUGCCAUGCAACUGACACAGACACAAGUGGAAGGAUGUACAAGAGGGCACCACUGCUGCUGAGAAGAGAGAAGGAAUAGAAAAAAACUCCCCAAAAAAAAUAUUAUUGAGGCAAUAAAUACAAUGUUCCUCUCAAGGCACAAUUAUAUUUAAGUGGACAAGUGUUUUGCUUUGUUUUUUGGAAUCCUUUCUCAUUCCUUAUCUACAGAGUUGUCUAGGUCAUUGAAUAGAAAGCGAUAUUUUUAAGUGUUUAGAUUUUUUUUCUCAUCAUGUUUGGUUGUAUCCCCGUUUAUCAGAGUUGUGUUUUGUGCCUUAACCUCCAGGUUUACCCCCCAAUAAUUUAAGUAUUUUUUGAAGAAAGGGAAGAAAAAAAUGUUAUAGCCUUGAAUUUGUUUUUCUCCUGUGAUUAGAAAAAAAUGUGAAGAAAAAAAAAAGUAAAAUAUUGAAAAAUAGUAUUAUUGGGGAAGGCGUAAUAUAAUAGGUGACGUCCCCCCCAAAAAAAAUAGAGAACCAGUGUUAAAGUUUAGUUCACUGGGGAGGGAAGAAAGGUGGUACACUAAUAACUUUGUAGAAAUGAAGGGGAAGCGAGAUUUGUUUUAAUUCAUUUUGACAUCUCUCGCAGACGUUUGUGGUCUCCUUAAUAUGCCGGCAGUGCCUGUGAUUUUGUAAACAAUGCAAGAGGAAAUAUUUUUAUUUUCCACUGUGAAUUUCAGUGUAGGAUGAGCUCCCCUCCCUCCCCUCUCUUUAUCCAGUUUACUCAGCCCUGUACUUUUCAGUCGGGAGCGGAAAUCUGCAGCGAGACAGUUCCGAACCUCAGAUCGACGGGCUCCUGUGUGUCUGAGGAGUUUUUUAAGUCACUUCCAAAGCCUCGCCAGUGACCUCCAGAUGUCACAAUCCUCUGGCUAUUGUGGGAAGCUGGCUGACGGCAGAGAGCAUGGCCUCGCCGCCCGGAGCGAGAGCUGGCUGGGAGUCCUGGAGUGACGGGCUGACUGGAUGUCCCUUCCCUUAAAAGGAGCAGCACAUGACGGAGCAGCACAUGGCGGACCCGCCAUCCCUCACAACCAUUGCAGGCUCGACAGCAGCCCUGAAACGGGAUCCUCCUCUGACGCAGCUCAGCAACCGGCUCUCUUAACUGCAGGCUGUCUAUAAUUAUCCUUUUUUUCCCCUGCGGGAGGUAUCUUGGGAGCAGGGCGCUGGGGAUGGGUGUGCGAGCAGCAGCAGCCUCGCCACCUUACAUGUGUGGGGAGCUGAGUCACUUCCUGUCCUCUCCUAUCCGGUGUUUGAACCCCUUUUGUGGUCAUGGCAGCACAGACGCCGAGGAGUGCGAGUGGUAUGUUAAAAGAAAUGCCAGUGGGAUGUCGCUCCCCUUUCGGACUUGGAGUUUGAGAUAUCCUGGAAGCUACAACUGACUUGAGUCACAAGGCCCCCCCGUUCCCAUGAGUUGCCCCCCCAAAACCUAUUAUUAGCUGUUAAUUUUGAACAUUGCAGUGAGGCAUUACUAGCAGAUGGCCUUAGCUGUGACUUUAAACCUGUCAUCACUCUGUAGCAUCCAGGUCUGAGAGGAGAAAAGUUGCUCUUAUCUAAGUGACAACUGCUGCGUCUCAGUUAUUCCUGCUCGCCGCUGCUCAUCUCACGGCUGCUGUUUAUACCAGAUAACCAGGAGCGUCUCUCUUAUCUGUUCUGACUGGAUAGAAGAAUUAUUAGAUGGUCAGCGUGGCCUCCCCUGCAUGUCACACCCCGGGGUCAGGGCAUGCUCUGCUGGCGUAGCUUCAAAACUUUGGUAUGGGAACUGCCGUAGCCUUUUUUUAACAACAAGAGGUGCCACACACACUGUCUCACUCUGGACCAAAGUUACAACCAGCAACUCAAGCACUCAAGUGCCUUUUGGAGAGCUUUUUUAAAGGGUUUUUUAAACGGUGAUCAGGAGGGAAAGCUUUUUUUCAACCCCUUUAAACCUCGUGAAACUUGGCUUUCAUUGUAGUUUAUCUGAGAAUACAUACAUCUCUAGUUGGGGAGCAAAAUAAUUUUGGUUUGAAUUUUCGUAUUUUAUGUUUUUUCCCGUUUUUGUCUUUUAGGUUCAGUCGUCACAGUCGUUUCGUUUUACUCCCUUCUUUGUCUUUUCCUACAAGUUUGGGCCUUGCUGUCACUGGCAGCCAUGUUGACCUCAGUCGUGCCUGAAUGCCUGCUUUUUUUUAAACAGACAUUAUAUAUUUAAUGGACUGCCUAGCUCCACCAUUGUAGCUCCAUCUGCUCCGAAGCAACCUGGCUUGAUUUGUUUUGCCGACAGUUUUUGUCCCCCAAUCCAAACCAAAGCAAUACCCAGUAGUGCACUGACGAGCCAUACUUUUGGCACAGUAGCUGGAGGUCACCCAGCAGAGACCCCAUACUAAACAGAAGCACUUUAAAGAGGCCUUGUUUUACUCCAAACCCAGUCACCUGAGAGGAAUGUAAAUAAACUAAUGUGGUCAAUUGCUGGAGGGAGUUGAGCUGGUUCUCAGGGACAUAAUGUGUUUUUGAGGGCUUUGUUUUGUCCCCUUUUUUUAUUUCGGGAGGGUUUAAUCUGCCCUUGACAUUGAGACGUCCCCUCCGAAUACUCACCUUCGUUUUCUUUUCUUCUCUCUGUGUUAAUUGUGACUCUUCUUACCCAGAACUGCAGGAUCUUAUUGGAGUAGAUCCUGCCUGAAGGUGAAGGUAGCCAGCAGACUUUAGCGCGCUGACAGCUUGACAGCAGUGCUGGGUUUUAUCUGUGCAUCCAUUUGCUCUGAAACCUUAUCAUCACUCACUCUUAACUGGAUUCAUCACCACACUCUUAACCCCAACAUGAGCUUUUCUUUGUUUGAAAGCCAGGGGACAAAACAUUGAUUUAGCGCUAAAGAAUCUCAAUCAUUCCCCAGUUUGUUUAUCCCCUCUUGAGUGAUGAUAAAUUGGUUUAUUAUUAAAGCUUAAAGCCACGUUCAAAAACCAGCAGCUGCAGGUUGAAGUCUGCAGAGCGAGAUGAGUCCCUUCUUUGGGCUUUUUGUUGACGUCGCUCACUAAAAAAUAGCUUUGAGCGGCAUCAAAGAAGAUGCAAAAAAACUUGCAUUUUCUAGACAGUCGAUGGUGAACGCAGCCUGGAUUGUAAAUCCUCUGCGUUUUCUCUACCUUCAUGUGUUUACGGUUGUUUUUUUUCUGAUGACUGAAAAUGUGUGCCUGUUAAUGAGAGCUUUACCUUCCCCCACUGGAUGAGAGUGGGGCGCAGCACAUGCUAAAUCACUUCCUUCAUCAGGGUUGAUGUAUGUAUGUCGAUGUAUGAUGUUUUUGUGCAAAAAAAAAGGAAAAAAAAGAGGAUGAAGUGUAUUUUGCCUUUUUUAUUUUCUGACCCCCACUUUUCUUUUUCUGCUGUAAACUACGUAUUGAUGCCGUUGCUGCUCUCACUCCCCUUGCCUUUGGUUGUCCCACUUGUUUGGGCUUUUGUUUAUUAGUACAGCGUGUUUUUUUUAUUUAUGACACCUGUAGAUGUAUUCUUUGCUGGAGGGGGUGCAGAGCAAGCUGUGGAUUCAAUAUUUAGUGGUUGCGCUUGUCUAGAGUACAAGUCUUACCGUAGGAAUGUGACGGAGGCUCUCCUACACUUUCCUAUAUGAUGGAUUUAUUUGCAGCAGAUUUGUGUUUACGUUAAUGCGUGGAGGUGUGUGUGCUUGUUUGCAUGUGUGUAUGAAGGGAUGCCUGUUGCUAUACGAGUUUAAAAAAGUGAGGGGAAAAUAUGAAAUUUGUCGCACUAUCUAUAUAUUUUUUUGAAAUAGUUAAUGCAAAAAGAGCUUUUUUGUCAGCUUCGUGAUUGUGACGAUGAGUUUGAUGGUUACAACCAUUAUACUAUUUCAUUUUUCAGGACUUUUACCUCACUUGAGUUUUUCCUUUUGAAUGGAAAUGUACAUCAGGAAAAUGUGUUUGAAGAGGAAAUAAUGAAUAAAAAAAGAGUAUUAAAUGCAA